Protopolystoma xenopodis is the source of this 555-nucleotide messenger RNA. The record is from the annotation of a GenBank genome assembly. Lineage: Eukaryota; Metazoa; Platyhelminthes; Monogenea; Polystomatidea; Polystomatidae.
AUGUUACUUCGAUCUGAUGAUGUUCGUCACAUGACGGACGAAAGCUUAGCACCUUUUCACCGGAAUCGAGUGAGAUUGCCUCGGAAACGGCGUCAGCAUGAAUGUUCCAGUAAAGCCAUUCGAGAGAAACCGACCUUAGAAUCUCUUCACGCAACACUUUCACUCGAAACGGAAAUUGCGAUAGGGCCGGUCUGGAGAGCUGUUUUCGCCAAUCCCCAUUCCAUUUACACGCCUUCUCUCGAUUCGUCCUUUUUCUUUGCCCAACUUCUAUGGACGGCCCAACACACAAGUCCCACAAACCGGUGCUCAAACAACAGGUCUAACGCACCGUCUUGUCGGCAAGCCUCUCAGCCACUUGGUUUUCGCUUGACGUCCCUUUUCAGGCCACAUCUUGACACAACCACAGCAGCAUCCAUCCGCCAAUUAGCGCUUGUAACCAACCCCGGGGCUGCCAAACUUCAUUUCCACAACGCCUACUUCACAGACCAAAGCCAACGAUACCAACUUGCACCCGAGAGCAGCACAUUUGUUCAGCAUCUUGUCAGACGCGGGUAA